AUCAUGGGGCUCAGGCUGGAAGAUCCUACUCUCCCCGCACCAGCUCUGCAGUUGUAGAGCUCGAGCUGGGAGACUCUUCUCUCAGUGCUGCCCUGCAGUCACAGAGCUGGUGCUGGGAGAGAAGGAUCUUCCAGCCCGAGCCCCAUGACUGGUAUUAUCACGUUUUGAAAGAACCAGAUAUUAAUUAACAGCAAUGUGCUGUUACUGCACCGUCUUUUAGUGCUUCCAUGGCUCUAAAGGAACUAAAACGGAAAAAAUAGUUUUAAAGAAGCAGUGCAGUGUGAAAUGGUUCCUGCAAUAGCCAUUGGUGAAAAUGUGACCCUGAGCUGUAACUUCACCCUUCCUCUAGAUAUUCUACAAAUAACCUGGCAGAAGAGGAAAGGUUCUUUAUUCCAGAACAUAGCCACCAGCAGCAAGAGACACAGACCUAAAUCCAUGGGACUAUUUCAGAACAGAGUCCUAUUUACUGAUACAAGUCUGAAUGCAUCAUCCAUCACUCUCUGUAAUGUGACACUACAGGAUGAAGGAGAUUAUAAAUGCAUCUUCAAUGCAUUUUCACAUGGUUUUUUCAGUAGAACCACCUACUUAACUGUGCAAGCUGUGUCAGAAAUCAGAACCGAGCUCCACGUAAAUUUCAUUAACCAGGGGAUCCUCACUGCGAUUUGCUCGGCUACUGGAAGGCCUGCCCCCAAAAUCACCUGGAGACCUGAGGGAGUCCUGACUGAUCGUCACCCUGAGGUUGGCAGUGUUCACAAUGCAGAUGGAACAGUUACGGUGACAAAUGCUUGCAACUUCACCUUGGAACGCCUCAAAAGGCUGACGUGUGUAAUGGACCAUCCUGAGGGAAGUAAAGAGAAGAUCGUUUAUCAAGAAGGGGAUAAGAGACAAGAAGAAGAAUAUGAAGGAGUUCCUGUGGAGGAGAUUAUGGUUUUUUUUCUAGUUCCUAUAGUUUUUGUCUUAGGAAUUAUGAUCAUACUACGAAGGAAAAGAAAAAAGGAAAGAUCACAAGUUUCCAGUGUGCCCUGCACUCCUGCAAGAGAAGCAUUUUUCAACGAAGACAAGGGCAAGACUCCCCAGAAUCUGCGGACACCACCGAACCAGGCUGUUUCCUAUCAAAAAGAGGUAAUGAUUUGAACAAGGCAAACACCUCAGCAA
Molecule: messenger RNA, 1155 nt
Organism: Gavialis gangeticus (Gharial)
Lineage: Eukaryota; Metazoa; Chordata; Crocodylia; Gavialidae
Product: OX-2 membrane glycoprotein-like
Exons: 6
Coding region: 286-1134 (282 amino acids)
Molecular function (GO): cell-cell adhesion mediator activity
Source: RefSeq, a predicted model, not a curated record